Molecule: messenger RNA, 1158 nt
Organism: Ochotona princeps (American pika)
Lineage: Eukaryota; Metazoa; Chordata; Mammalia; Lagomorpha; Ochotonidae
Product: selenide, water dikinase 1-like
Exons: 1
Biological process (GO): L-selenocysteine biosynthetic process
Cellular component (GO): cytoplasm
Molecular function (GO): selenide, water dikinase activity; ATP binding
Source: RefSeq, a predicted model, not a curated record
AACCCAGAAACUUAUGAAUUGGACAAGAGCUUCUAGCUAACUAGAUUCACAGAACUGAAUGGCACAGGCUUCAAAGUGCCCCAAGAUGUCCUAUAGAAGUUGCUGCAAUCUUUACAAGAAAACCACUUCCAAGAAGAUGAACAGUUUCUAGGAGGUGUCAUGCCAAGACUUGGCUUUGGAAUGGAUACUUGUGUCAUUCCUUUGAGACAUGGUGGGCUCUCCUUGGUUCAGACCACGGAUUACAUUUAUCUUAUUGUUGAUGACCCUUACACUAUGGGCAGAAUAGCAUGUGCCAAUGUCCUCAGUGAUCUCUAUGCCUUGGGGGUCACGGAAUGUGACAAUAUGCUGAUGCUCCUUGGGGUCAGUAAUAAAAUGACCGACAGGGAAAGGGAUAAAGUGAUCCCCCUAAUUAAACAGGGCUUUGAAGAUGCAGCAGAGGAAACAGGAACAUCGGUAACCGGUGGCCAAAUGGUGUUAAACCCCUUGAUGGUUUUGGGAGGAGUCGCUACAACUGUCUGCCAGCCCAAUGAAUUUAUCAUGCCAGAUAAUGCAGUGCCAGGAGAUGUGUUGGUGUUAACGAAACCCCUGGGGACGCAAGCUGGUGUCGCAGUGCAUCAGUGACUGGACAUUCCUGAAAAAUGGAAUAAAAUUAAAUUAGUGGUCACCCAAGAAAAUGUGGAGAUGGCUUACCAAGAAGCGAUGAUGAAUAUGCCCAGGCUCAACAGAACAGCUGCAGGACUCAUGCACACAUUCAACGCCCAUGCUGCCACCGACAUCAUCGGCUUCGGGAUUUGGGGACUCGCACAGAACCUAGUCAUGCAGCAGAGGAACGAGGUGUCAUUUGUGAUUCACAACCUCCCUGUGCUGGCGAAGAUGGCUGUUGUGAGCAAGGCCCGUGGAAGCAUGUUUGGCCUCAUGCAUGGGAUCUGUCCGGAGACAACAGGAGGCCUUCUAAUCUGUUUACCACCUGAACAAGCAGUUCGUUUCUGUGCAGAGAUAAAGUCCCCCAAAUGUGGUGAAGCUCACCAAGCAUGGAUUAUUGGGAUUGCAGAGAAGGGCAACCGUACCACCAGGAUCAUACACAAACCCCAGAUCAUUGAAGUGGCACCACAAGUGGCCACUCCGAAUGUGAACCCCAUGCCCGGUGUCACCUCUUAA